AUGACAGGAGAAGAAAUAACCAAAUGGAGGGUGAUCCUCAAACAUUUCAUUAGAAAGCUCAAGGCUCAAUAUCUUCAACUGAUCAUUCCCAAUUCCAAAAGACAUAUUGCUAUUGCAAAUGCAGUGGUGUCAAAUGAUGUUAAAGAAGGACAGUUUGCUGUUUGUUCAGUAAAUACUAAAGAGGAACCACAGAGGUUUGUAGUAGAGUUGCAUUGGCUUACAAAUCCAUCAUUCUUGAAAUUACUAAAACAAGCUGAAGAUGAAUAUGGAUUUAUACAAAAGGGUGCUAUUGAAGUUCCUUGUCUUGCUGAGGAAUUACAGAAUGUUCUUCAGUUCAAGACUGAAACAAGUGUUAUUGCUUUUGCAGUUUAA
Nicotiana tabacum (common tobacco) is the source of this 372-nucleotide messenger RNA. RefSeq names its product auxin-responsive protein SAUR32-like. The record is from RefSeq and is a predicted model, not a curated record. Gene Ontology annotation, biological process: response to auxin. NCBI's taxonomy places the organism in Eukaryota, Viridiplantae, Streptophyta, Magnoliopsida, Solanales, Solanaceae.